CACGUGGUUCUCGUCUCCUACGUGGAACUGAAGAUGUGACGUCCAGCACAUUUGCCACAAACUAUCCUUUUCUCCGGCGUCACCUAGGAUUGUAUCUUACCACCAGCUACCUCGUCUGCGCCGGCGCUGUAUCAUCUCCAAUGAACCGUCUUUGCCGUGCUCUUCGUAUCGCUCUUAUACUGCAAGCUUUCUUGCCUGCAACCACGACCGCAAGCUCUAUCCUAUCCGAAGGCCUGACAAAGAGCGCCAAGGGUCAGAAUGUCCACGACGUUCUUGAAUACCAACCCGUGAAGGAGACGUCCUGCGAGAAUGCAUCUCCGACCGGCCCCAUAGACACAACUUCAUGCGACUAUGAAACAGUCGAAAGUGUAAAUGAGGAUUUGUUUGCGAAUCUUCACGACUUAGUGGCCACACCAUUCUUCAAAUAUUUCCAGGCAGACUUGUAUCGCGACUGUCCGUUCUGGGAUGACUAUGGUCUGUGUAGUGAUCCGGGUUGUGCUAUCACUUCUGUAGACGAGAGCCAGAUACCAGAGAAGUGGAGGGCAACCGCCCUAAGCAAAGCCCCACCUGUAGAGGAUCUUCAUUCACUACCUGGCUGCUAUCACCGUGAUUCAGAUUAUUGUUUUCUAGAUGACAACACAGAAGGGGAAUACUACGAUCUUUCACUGAUACCCGAGCGUUAUACCGGAUAUUCUGGUGCAGGAGCAGGGGGCGUGUGGGGCGCUAUUUAUCGAGAGAACUGUUUUGGUCUUUCUGAAUCUGCCAUCAAACCAGGAAAGCCAUCUGCUUCCGUUCCAGAUACUCUCGCAAGCCAGCUUAAUGAAGGCAGUGACAACCAGUGUUUGGAAAAGAGGGUAUAUUACAAAAUCGUGUCUGGCCUACAUGCAUCUAUUUCGACUCAUAUCUGUCUGGAGUAUCUUAAUCAAACUACUGGUGAAUGGGCUCCCAAUCUCCAAUGUUUCGUGAACCGGGUCGCCGCUUACCCGGAGAGGUUACAGUACAUAUACUUCAAUACUGUCCUUCUCCUCCGCGCAGUAGCCAGACUUGGGCCCUAUCUUUCGGCUUAUGAUUACUGCUCUACGGGAAAUCAUGAAGAUGACCUGGAAACGAAAGCGAAAUUGUCCAACGUUCUCUCUAUAGCCCAACGCGCUGGAAAAUUUGACGAAUCCGUUCUCUUCCAGGGUGACAACGCCAAUAUCGUAAGAGAGGAAUUCAAAACUCAUUUCCGGAAUGUGACCCGCAUUAUGGAUUGUAUUGGCUGUGAUAAGUGUCGGCUAUGGGGUAAAGUCCAAACAACCGGCGUAGCCACGGCCCUUAAGAUCCUCUUCGAAAUGGAUGAUAGGGCACUCGAUCCGGACACAAAUUCGAAUUUGCUUCAACGAUCGGAGGUUGUAGCCUUGAUAAACACCCUGCAUCGUUUCAGUGAAAGCCUGAACGCUGCCAAUAUCUUCCGGGGUAUGUGGCGAGAUAUUAGUCACACGGAGUCGCAGGAGGAUAUCAUUCGGGAAGUCGAGAAUGUGCCUCAUCAACCACGACCGUCGCCAGGGAUUGGCCACGAAUGGAAAGGCUCCGUGCUUGACGAAAUCCGCAUGCGGUUCACGUCACUAUUUAGGGUAUGUAAGGAAAGCACGGCGAAGUGUGUCGGAGCGCUGCUGCGGUUCUGGAUGCGAGGUCUGCGUGCAAUUUCUUCAGUGUUCUCGCCAUCUGGCAAAGAACACGGACCCGGGCAGUAUGUAGAACUGUAGGGAUAUAAUUUUAUUAAGAAAUAAUAGUAUGUAGGAUUUGCCGGCCACAAGAAAUUACAGGCUCAGGGGUGCAUCAAGGCUGA
Messenger RNA from Desarmillaria tabescens, 1828 nucleotides. RefSeq lists its product as uncharacterized. The transcript is spliced from 11 exons. Gene Ontology annotation, biological process: protein folding in endoplasmic reticulum. The coding region runs from base 141 to 1745 and encodes 534 amino acids. The record is from RefSeq and is a predicted model, not a curated record. Gene Ontology annotation, molecular function: thiol oxidase activity; protein-disulfide reductase activity; FAD binding. Lineage: Eukaryota; Fungi; Basidiomycota; Agaricomycetes; Agaricales; Physalacriaceae. Gene Ontology annotation, cellular component: endoplasmic reticulum membrane; endoplasmic reticulum.